AGCGUUAGUAAUCGGCGGUUCUUCGAGGCGGUUCGACGGUUGAAACAUUAGAAUCAUGGCGCAAGGAAAGGGGAAAAUUAAGAAGGCCACAGCGACGAAAAAACACCAGAAAAAGGCUCUUGGUCCGAAGAAGGGAGCAAGAACUAUUGCUCCCAAGAAGAAGACGACUGUCAAAGCGGAGAAAGUAAAGAAGGCUCUUGAGGUAACCAUCAAAGCAAAUAUUGAGCAAGAGCUCACCCAAGUGGCAGUCAGCAAGCAGUCCAAGCCAUUGAAGAUGGUGAAACCUGCAGCAGGAAAAAAACCAGCCAAGAAGAAGGGUGGAGGAAAAAAACAGAAAUAAACUCACGGUUUAAAGAUUUGCUGGCUGUACAUACAUACUAUCUAUACUACUGGAAUGCAUUAUAAAGUAUUGCUCUCUUUUUCGUGCCUUAUUUUAUAUCAAUAAGUCGAAUUUUGCAUCAGACUACACCUUUAUAUAGGAUAGCUUACUGUAUUAAUCUUACUGUAAUUAGCCAAAUCAGACAUUGUAGAGGUGAAUCUCCUUAUGUUGUGUUCAGAUGUUUUCAUUUUUUUAGUUAAUUAAACAUAUUAUAGUAAUCGUA
Pocillopora damicornis (cauliflower coral) is the source of this 602-nucleotide messenger RNA. RefSeq names its product UPF0390 protein zgc136864-like. The record is from RefSeq and is a predicted model, not a curated record. Lineage: Eukaryota; Metazoa; Cnidaria; Anthozoa; Scleractinia; Pocilloporidae.